GACGUGGAACCGUACUUCCAGGAAGUGGUGGCCAGUCUGGAGCAGAGUGUGGAGGAGGGCACCAAGGGGGAAGGGGUGGUGCUGAGGGGGAGACUGGGACAACUCUACAGAGAGAUCCUCACCCUACUGACACAUCAGACACAUUGUCCUCCGGUGGUGGGGGAUGCCUGUGUGACAUGCCGCUUCCCAACCCGGAGAUGAGCUUCCACCUGUGGCGGGAGGAUGAGGAGAUCUGGCGCGAGCUGGCCAAGUGCGUGCGCUCCAGCUCCAUGUCGUCAGAACACUUCUGCCUCACCCAGGACCAGGAGACAGACUUUGACCUCGCCGACCUCGCCGCCGACCUCACUUCCUCCUCCGCCAUGCCCCGCCACUCCGUGAUGUCCACCGACAGCGGCAUCGAGAGGGACCUUCCCCCUGGGGUUGAGCCUUCAGUGGUGGAACCCUCUGGUGGUUCGGAGGAGGGGGAGGCCAGGUUAACCCGGCGAGGAGGCAUCAAGAUGAGGCCRUCAGUCACGGACAAUAUGGCCCUGAUGCAGGACGCUCUGGAGGAGAGCGGGAGUGUGGCCGGGGGAGGGGGAGGCGGGGGAGGGGGGACACUUCAUAGGAAGGCGGGGUGCAGCGGGACCCCGUCAUUCUCCAAGCAGCAGAGGCACUUCACGGCCCGGAUCGUGGUGAUGGGGGACGACAGGGUGCUGGGGAAGCUGGCUAAGGCCUUCUACUUUCUCAGGAAAAGGGAAGCGCGUCGUCUCUUUCUGACCAUGAAAGUCAACUUCCAGUUUUACUACAUCCCUGUCUGUGAGGAUCCCAGUCCCACCUGUCCUGUCAAAGAAAACCUCUCCCCAUCCCUGGAAAACCCCUGUGCCCUGGGUUCCUACUUGGGAAUGGUGGAUCCAUGGUACGACUGCAACAUCAACAGUCUGGGUUCCAUGAUCCCCAAGCUGGCCAAAAUGCAGUCCAACAGCAGCAAGCAGGCAGAACCUAACCCCUUCCUGUCUGAUGUCAUUUCCUACUACGUGCGGACCGGACUGCAGCCUGUUUACUUCACCAUCUAUUCUGUCAAGAUCUGCUUCUCCAACCUGACCAAGGACUCAGUGGAGGACGUGUUUCUCUCCCACUUAGAGCUGGACUUCCCCGAGUUCAAACAGUCCCCGACUACUUUGAAAGCCACAACCCUCAAGCAGAAGAAGAACACAGGAGACGUGUGUGGUGCUGUCGUCUCUGUCAACUACAAAAAGGUGUCGUUGAGUGGUAGAGACGUAGAUAAGGGUAUGUCAGUGAGGACCUCAGGUGUUCAGAUUAGUGCCAUCCCUUCCAAUGAAACUGAAGAUCUGAACUGUCUUACAGUAGCUUUCAACGAAACUAAACCCAARAACACCAUGGAGGCCAAGAUUCGUACCUGUAACAUUAAGAUCAGAACCCUGGAGAUGAAAACCUUCACUGUGACCCUGGACAAAGACUCUAGGAGGACCUUCAAAGACGUACAGAGCAUAGAGAUCGCUCCCUGUCUUGAUCCUGGAUACUGUGUCCAGAAGACCAUGCGGUCCAAGUUCAGUUUGGGGGAAGAGGAGAGAGACGCUGGCCUCAGCAAGUACAUGAACAAAGGACUUCCUCUACCAAUCAAUACCUUCGCUGGUAUCAUCAACUGACUGAUCUCACAACCAUCUGGAUGGACUCCACUGUACAGAGACUGAAACGUUGAGACCAUCUACAUCGUAUGAGGAUCAGGGAUGCGCUUAGUACUCACAACAGCGCCUCAGUGUACCUUGAAGGGAUGUGGAAAGAGAACCUGGGUGGCAGCUAAGGGUAACUGGUGUAACCUUGACUAGAAAACCAGUUGAGUUUGACAAGUGUUAGAUUUGUCAACAAACAAAUUAAUUUGCCAUGGGUAUUGGAUCUCGUUCCAGUUUUUUCUGCUUGUGACAGUUUUAUCAUAUACUGUUCCCAUAGGCAUAUCUCUGACUGACAGCAUAGUCAAAGAACAAUAUUGCCUCUAAAAUUGACAAUUUUAUGAGAGUGUAUGUGAGGCAUGAGAGUGAAGCUGAGUUGGUAUUAGCUCCAAGAUAAGCUUUAGCUCAGAGGACUAACAUAAACUUGACAACCUGGGUUCAAAAUCUGGUCCGUCAGAAGAGUAGCCCACCCUCCCAAUCAUCUAACCUAAGGGAAGACUCAUCCAUCCCUUGACGUCAGGGUUGGGGCAAAUUCCAUUUCAAUUCAGUAAAGUUAUGUAGUGAACUGAAAUUCCCAUCGGGAUUGACUGAAUUGAAAUGGAAUUGACCCCAACCCUGCUUGCCAUGUAAACACUACCUGCUGCUCUUUGAGUUCUGACACUGAAUAACCCUGGUAGGGUCAUUUUCCUUACUAAGCUUGGCAGAAGAACAACUUAAAGAUAGUUUGAUGUCUUGGUGAGCUAACAACAGAAGCUAUUGAAGCAGUCACUUGUUGGAUUAACCAGUUCUUUAAAAAACAGGUUCCAUUUAAAGGUGCAUAUAGCCUAUUACAGGCCACGUCUGCUCUCUGAGCUCACCUAAGUUCUUGUAAGUUAGCAAUAAAGGUUUGAAUGCACGGUGCACAAGCCUUCAGUWAAAACAUGACACAAAAGAACAGGCACCUAUUUUAAGAUCCCUAAAGAACAUGUUGCGUGACAGGAAACCGACUGGGGGGGUUUCAAUUUCUGGUAGCUUUCUGCUUAUGACUUUGUUCUGUAUGCUAUACUAACAAGUGGUGCAAUAUCCAGUGUGGUUGACUAUUACCAUGCUAGGAGGUCUAUGCUAAAAUGAAAGUUACACUCUGA
Salvelinus sp. IW2-2015 is the source of this 2791-nucleotide messenger RNA. The record is from RefSeq and is a predicted model, not a curated record. Lineage: Eukaryota; Metazoa; Chordata; Actinopteri; Salmoniformes; Salmonidae.